AUGAAGUUAGUCAUUUGUGUUAUUAUUGAUAAAGAACGAGAUGCCAUAUUAUUAUGUGAACAACAAUAUAAUCGUGGAUAUUGGUUUCCAUAUGAUGAACUGAAACCAGGUGAAACUCGUGUAUUAGCAGCUAAACGUAUUUCCUUGAAGGCUUGCUCAAGUGACUGUGAUCUCGUAACAUUACUGAAAAUACGCUGUUGUGAUCAAUUGCCAUGCUUUCAAAGUUUUCAAACUUUUUAUCUUUUGAAUCGUGGCAAAGCAGCGAGGAACAAUUCAAUCAGUACAAAUCAUGUUUGGAUGACGUUAGAACGUCUGAAGACAGCAGUGAAAAAUCGAGAAUUACUCGGGAUGGAACCGUUGUUUCAAUUGAAAUCGAUAUUAGAAAAACAACAGUCACAUGAAGAUCCUAUUCUGGGUAGUCAAGUAAUUGAAGAACCAGUGUUGCAAUUUAUUGAAUGUAAACAACCCGAUCAAAAUAAUCAAACAAAUGCAUCACCUCAAGAACAGCUAAUCGGAUCUGCUAAAUUUAAUGCUAAAAUUCAGGAAAAAGUGUUCAAAGAAUUUUAUUCACAUACAUUUCCAAGUGAAUAUAUGAGUUAUCAAACAUUUGGCGAAGCAAUGGAUAAUAAAAUUUUGGCACCCGAUAAACAUAAAUUACAGCAUUAUUUUAGAGCAUUCGACUCACAACAAAAGUCAUAUUUAACCUAUUCAGAGUAUCUGCUAGGCUUAGCAGCUUUGGAUCCGAACACGUCUCAUGGCGGUGCACCUGCUGAACAACGGUGUCGUUAUAUAUUUCGAUUUUAUAAUACAACUAACAGUGGCUCAAUUUCAAUUGAUGAAUUUAGAGAGUUACAUGCUGAUGUACAAAAUCUAAAAGGUGGUAAAACAAAUAUUAACGGUGAUCCACCACCCUACAACGAAGUUCUCGCGGCAUUUAAUUCAUUCAGUAUACAAACAGAUCAUAAAUUACAAUUAACAGAUUUUCUCAAUUCUGUUGGUCAAUUAAAAUAUCGAGGUACAUCCGUUCUAUUUCGUUUAAAUUCAAGUGUGCAAGAGCUAUUGCGAGUGUCAAAACGAUACAAGGAGUCUAAAUCAGAAUCUUCAUUUGAUAAAUCCGUACCAAAUCAACCGUACGAAAUAGCUGAUCAUUGUGUGACGUUAAAAAAAUCUGGUACAUUGGCACAAGUCGAAUCGUUGCGAACAAUGAUUAAUCGAAAUGCUGAUCAGUUAAGUUAUACGACGGAAAAUGCAUUCAAAAAUCUGCCACGUUCUUCGUCGGAGGAAAUAUUCGAUCGUCGCACAGUGGCAACCGAUAUACAAGAUUCACUAAGAUAUUUUGAAAAACGUGAUCAAACAAAAGAGGCGUUGACGUGGACACCUAGUUCGUUUGCAAGUUUAGCCAAAUGCAUUAUUAAUUUGUGUAAAGAAGUACGUGAAGUGAUAAAACGUGAACCCAGAUGCUUAAAAGUAUCGUCGCCUUGCUACAUUUUAGGCGAUAUUCAUGGUAAUUAUCAAGAUUUAGUUUGUUUUGAAAAGUCUUUGUGGCGCGCAACACCAUUGCUAUCUCCAGCCUCAUUUGUUUUUCUGGGCGAUUUUGUCGAUCGAGGAAUUCACGGAUUGGAGGUUAUUAUCUAUUUAUUAGCAGCAAAAUAUCAAUGCCCGAAAAAGGUCGUCUUAUUAAGAGGCAAUCAUGAAAUACGUAAAGUACAACAAAUGUUCAGUUUUUAUCGGGAAUGUAUGACAAAAUUUGGUGAUUCACUCGGUAAAGAAGUAUGGGAAGCGAUCAAUACUGUCUUCGAUGUUUUACCAUUAUCUGCUGUAAUUGACGAUAAGAUUUUAUGUUUACAUGGGGGUAUUCCAAGUCCAUUAAAUUGUCCCGGUGAUUUUAUUACAACAGUGAAUGAAAUACCGAAUCCAUUGAGCGAUCCAGAAAACGAGAGCCCACUUGCUUGGGAAUUAAUGUGGAAUGAUCCUUAUAGCAUUGAUUCAACAAACCAAGCUCCAGUCGGAGCAACCGGUGGCUUUUUUAAUAAUACAAGACGUAGUACUGGAAAUUUUUUUACAACAGAAGCAUUAGUGGCAUUUCUAGAAAAAAAUAGUUUUACUCAUGUUGUGCGAGCUCAUGAAGUACAACAAGUUGGUUUUAAGGUACAAUUAAAUGGACGAUUGUUAACUGUAUUUUCAUCUUCACAUUACUGUGGUGGCACUAACGAAGCGGCAACUGUACUAUGUGAUUCUGGUAAACUUCGAUUAAUAAAACUGGAUACAACUUGA
Didymodactylos carnosus is the source of this 2274-nucleotide messenger RNA. The record is from the annotation of a GenBank genome assembly. Lineage: Eukaryota; Metazoa; Rotifera; Eurotatoria; Philodinida; Philodinidae.